This is a messenger RNA of Cheilinus undulatus (humphead wrasse), 5723 nucleotides long. It is a transcript of the gene stard13b, whose product is annotated as StAR-related lipid transfer (START) domain containing 13b. Gene Ontology annotation, molecular function: protein binding; lipid binding; GTPase activator activity. The transcript has 18 exons. The record is from RefSeq and is a predicted model, not a curated record. Lineage: Eukaryota; Metazoa; Chordata; Actinopteri; Labriformes; Labridae. The coding region runs from base 295 to 4692 and encodes 1465 amino acids. Gene Ontology annotation, biological process: regulation of Rho protein signal transduction; signal transduction; actin cytoskeleton organization.
AGGAGGGGGGGAGACGGUUGUGAUGACAAGCUUGCCUUUAGUGGAAUAGACCUAUGGGGACAGAAGUGUGGCUCAGACCCUCCCUGAUCUAUCAGGGACAAGACCUACUGACUCUAUUUUGCCAUGAUCUCUGUGACUGUUUGGACAACACUGACAACCUCUGUCCUCUUAGCAGGAUACCUGGAUCAGACUGAGCAUCUUGGAUCAAAAUGGCCAUCCUUCAUAUCAAGCACAAGCACCCGUGGAUUUAUGUCUUGAAUUAUGAGAAUUAUGAAACUGUGAAUUAAAGGAAUAAUGGAGAUUCCUUCUGUGGUGAAUUUGGAGGAACAUCAGGCUUGGAAAGCUUCAGGAUUUCAAAAAUUCCCACCACAGGACUUCAAUCCAGAAAUCUCUGGUUUCUCAGCUAAUGACUCAGUGGACCACAGAGAGGAUGAUCGUCUCCCUGAAGCUGAAAGCUCUCCAGAUGAAGAUGUACACAAUGUGAAGAAUACAUUCAGUCAUAGAAAAGCUGUUGAAGGUUUGUGCCGGCAGCAGCAUGAACAAGUGUCAGUCAUUUCUUGUGAAGCAGCUCUGGACCAGAAUAAACAGGCAACAGCUCAGCUACACAAUGAAGGUAUCGUGUUCACAAAACCCAAGUUGAAUGACAGCUGCUGUUGUGUUUCACUUCCUGUUCCUGCUGCAGAAACCGAGUCAGAUCAGAGUCAUGGUGAUCAGACUUUAGACUUGGACUGCAGAGGUGUAAAAACAUACUGUGAAAGCUUAGAGACAAAUGGCCUCGUGCUUAAUCCUGACUCCACUCCCUCCACAGCUGAUCCAGAUUCAGGCAGGAGAGUCCCUGAUCUCCCUCGCAUCAUCAAGCACAAGCCCAGCUCCAUCGCCUUCUCAAACUACACCUGCCCCCCCAUAAAUGAUGGACACGCAUAUGUGAAUGAGAGCUCUGAGGAGGGAGAGUCUUCAUCACAGGAGGAGGAUGGUCAUGACGAUGGUGAUGAUGAUGAUGAUGAUGAUGAUGAUGAUGUGUUUCUCGAGCUGCCUCAGAGCAGAGAGCUGCCCGUCCAUCACAGAAAAAGGAGCAAAGACAAAGAGAGGAGGAGAGGCGCUGCAGGUGCCCGGGUGGGAAUCAAUCACACAGAAAGAAACGGUGGAUAUGAAGCAGAGGGGGAGUGCAGAGGAGAAAAGGAGUGUCCGAAGAUGAAGUCUCCCUGGUCGGAUUCGAUAAGCCAGCUGAUGAUGAAACUGGACCAGCUCCAUCAGGACAUCGAAGAGGCUCUGAGUGCGAGCUCCUCCCCCUCCGACACACCCUGCAUCACCCGUAAGAAACAGUGGGGUGCUGCUUCCAAGUCCACGUCAAACCAAACCCCGACCCCGAACGACCAAGUCGUCCAAGGACCAGAGAGAGGGGAAUGUCUGAGCCAGGACGGGUCUUCAGCUCCUUGCAGUGCCUCAAUGGGGACGAGAGCAACGAAUAAGAAGACGAUGUUCAACAAGGUGACCAACGCAGCAGGUGCAGAGAUUGAGGCGAAAGAGGCGUGUGACUGGCUGCGGGCAGCAGGAUUUCCCCAGUAUGCUCAGCUCUUUGAAGACUCCCAGUUCCCCAUCGACAUCACUCCUGCGAAAAGGGACCAUGACUUUCUGGACAAAGAUCUCGUGGAACCUCUGUGCAGGCGACUCAACACCUUGAACAAGUGCGCCUCUUUGAAACUUGAUGUGAACCUUCCCAAGAAGAAAAGUGAAGACUCUGAUGAAGAAGACCUGUUUGCUAUCAGUGACAAAUGGACAUUUGAGUGGAGCAGCCGGCGCUGGUCCAGGCUACAGGACAUCGACUGUCUGCUGGAAAACCACGGGGAGGGUCAUCCUUCCAGGGACGGCGUUCCUCUGAGAACUACCACCAGCAGUGAGAGCGUUCUGACUGACCUCAGCGAGCCGGAGGUCUCUUCUCUGCACAGCGAGAGCAGCGGCGGCAGCGGUCACAGGGGCCUCAGCACGGAGGACUCUGACUGCUCCAACCGUACCUGCUCGGAUUCUGCAGCAAUGCCAGACUCUACUUCUCUCACAAUGCCCCACAUCCCUAAAGAAAUAACCCACUUCAGCUCUAUCACAGACAAACAUGGCAAGACAAGCCGAACCCGUGCCAAAGACUUCCUAAAACGCAUGGAGACUCUGCGCUCCAAGGGAACUCUAGGGAGAGGACGUAAGACGAUAGUGAUCAGCGCUCCAGUGCUGCAGCAGGAGGCCCAGGCACUAAAGACACUUCGCUGUGUGGAGAUAAUCAACGGGGAUGUUGAGGCUUCAGACACACCGUCCAACAAAGUGGUUCCGUCCCAGUCCAGCAGCGAGGGCAGCAGCCACUCUAGUGGCAGUGCUGUCAGCACGCCUAGUCUGAAGGAACGUAAGCCUCAUCGGGCGGAUUACAAACGCAGCGGCAUGUAUUUGGAGGACGUUGACAUUUUCUCAGGCACUCAAGUGAAUAAAGUGGCCGAACAAAACCGCAGGAAUGAAUUCUGCUCCUAUGAAGACCUGGUGGUCCACAUCCCCAAAGAUCACAAGCCAGGAACCUUCCCCAAAGCACUGUCCAUAGAGAGCCUGUCCCCCACCAACGGGGCUUCUAUCAACUGGCACACAGGCAGCAUGCACCUGGACUCCCCUCCACUCAUUACAUGCAGGAAGGAAUCCAGACCUGUCACCCAGUGCUGCUCCAGAGGAAGCCGCAUCAGCGUGUACGAUAAUGUUCCCGGCUCCCAUCUGUACGCCAGUACAGGAGACCUGAUAGACCUGGAGAAAGAGGACCUGUUUCCUCACCUGGACGAUAUCUUGCUGCAUGUCAAUGGCUUACAGCAGAUAGUGGAUCACUGGUCUCAGAAUGUGUUACCUGUGGGAGAGGGGUUAGUGCCGGUGGACAAUGAGAGGAGAGACAAUACAGAUGGCCUACAAUCUUCCAGUCAGAUCACGUUGGACUUCGAAGGAAAUUCUGUCACAGGAAGUCAGACCACGCCAAGUUACGGGGACGGAGACAGAGUGUCAUUAGCAGAGACAGAAUCUACACGGCUCAGGGAGAGGAGGGACUCAGGAGUGGGCGCUUCACUCACAAGACCCAAUCGGUUACGAUGGCCCAGCUUUCAGAUAUCUAAUCGUAUAAGUCAUUCAGUGGCAUCGCUGCAGAUAACCAACCAGUCAGCAGGCCAGCUAAGUCUGCUGCAGAAGUUUUCUCUUCUGCGUCUCACUGCAAUUAUGGAGAAGUACUCCAUGUCCAACAAACAUGGCUGGACCUGGUCUGUGCCAAAGUUCAUGAAGAGAAUGAAGGUACCAGACUACAAGGACAAGAAUGUGUUUGGAGUACCUCUCAUCGUGCAUGUGCAGCGUUCAGGACAACCAUUGCCGCUAGGCCUCCAGCAGGCUCUGCGCUACCUGAGGAGCCAGUGUCUUGACCAGGUGGGUCUGUUUCGUAAGUCUGGGGUGAAGUCUCGAAUUCAAGCUCUCAGGCAGAUGAAUGAGAGCUCUCCAGACAAUGUGAACUAUGAAGACCAGUCUGCGUAUGAUGUGGCAGACAUGGUGAAGCAGUUCUUCAGGGAUCUACCCGAGCCUCUUCUCACCAGCAAGCUGGGGGAGACUUUCCUUCACAUCUAUCAGUAUGUGCCAAAGGACCAAAGGUUGCAAGCUGUCCAGGCAGCCAUCAUGUUGAUGUCGGAUGAAAAUCGAGAGGUGCUGCAGACCUUGCUCUGUUUCCUCAGUGAUGUCACUUCCUCUGUGGAGGAGAACCAGAUGACACCCAUGAACAUUGCUGUGUGCUUGGCUCCAUCCCUCUUCCAUCUUAAUAUUCUCAAGAAAGACAAUCUCUCACCAAGGGCCAUGCAGAAGAAGUAUGCCACUGGCAGACCAGACCAGAAGGACCUGAAUGAAAACUUAGCAGCCACACAAGGCCUCGCUCAUAUGAUCAUAGAGUGCAACCGUCUCUUUGAGAUCCCUCAUGAGAUGGUUACUCAGUCGCGUAAUUCUUACGUGGAGGCUGACUUGCAUGCACCAACAAUUGACGAGCUGUGCAAGCAGCUGGAAGAUGAUGAUGGAACGUACCAAACGCAUAUGGAGGGGAGGCUUCAGAACCUGCUCAAAGAGGCCCGCGAAAAGUCCAAGUACUGGGUGUCCUGCAGCAGCUCUGAUAACACAGAGCUCUUCUACAAGAAGGUGGGCGAUGGGAACCCUUUGAGGCGUUGGAAAGUCUCUGUGGAGGUGGAAGCACCACCGUCUGUAGUUUUGAACCGUGUGCUGCGUGAGCGCCACCUAUGGGAUGUUGACCUGCUGCAGUGGAAAGUCUGUGAGACGUUGGACAAGCAUACAGAGGUGUUCCAGUAUGUCCUCAACCGCAUGCCACCUCAUCCUAGCAGAGACUUUGUAGUGAUCAGGUCAUGGAGGACAGACUUGCCAAAAGGUGCCUGCUCCCUGGUUUCUGUGUCCAUAGAGCAUGAGGACUGUCCUUCUAUCGGAGGUGUACGAUCAAUAGUGCUGGAGUCCAACUACCUGCUGGAGCCCUGCGGCUCAGGAAAGUCCAGACUAACUCACAUCUGCAGAGUGGACUUGAAGGGUAGAACUCCAGAUUGGUACAACAAAGCCUUUGGCCACCUUUGUGCUGCAGAAGCUGCCCGCAUCCGCAAUUCCUUCCAGCCUUUAAUCACAGAUGGCCCGGAGACCAAAAUCUGAAACUUUUUGUCAGAUGUGUCUGCUCAGCUUUGAGGUCAAGAUUGAGCCGUUGAUUCAUGGCUAACAGGCAGACACAGAGCACUGACAAAACCCCUGAACUAAAGCACAGUUUGUCAAUUUUUUUCAGAUAAAAAAAGUCCUAAAAUUGAUUUUGGGCUUCUCUGUACUUGCACAAUGACUGAAGAGGACAUAUUUUAGGUGCUGAACAUAAAUACUCAAUGGGAAAUAAAUCAUCCUGCCAAUGUUGAUAGAGUUAGGAUUUUAUUUACCUUCAUGUUGCUAAACCUGUAUUUUAAAAUAAUUAUUAUCUUUAAUAAUAUUGUAUUACUGUUACUUUAAUCUACAAUGUCUAGGACAUUCAAGCUCUUAAAUGCUUCUGGGAAGCAUGUUUAUGUUAUUCUUUUCAGAUUUAAGCUAUAAUUAUGAUAUAGACUCAAGCGUCUGUGUAAAUAUGUGUGAAUACACUGUACAUGCAAACAAACUGUAAAUACUGUAUAUAUGUGAAGGGAUAGUACAUAUGUGAAUAUCUUAUAUAUUGUUUUUUUCAGUGUCAACCCUCCUGUAAUACUCAUGGUACAAAAGUGUAAGCUGGUUUUACUUUGCUUCAGUAUUGCCAUUUCUGAAUGGGUGUAAUUUUAUGAACUUUGACCUCCUAUGGUUGUGAAAUGAAUGACUUAAGGUUUGACUUGAUCAUACCUGCUUAAGGGUACUGGAUUGUGAAGUCAAGUACAAGAACAUCAUUUUUUAAUAAAACUAUCGAAAUGUUAAAAAAAGGUUAUUUUCUCUGAUUCUUAAUCUUGCUGUCACAUGAAGACAACACAUCAGGAUGUUUGAUGAACUUCUGAGUUAUAGGCAACUGCUGAUCUUUAAAGAUGUCUGGAUGUAUGUUUUGGACAGUAAAAAUCAAAGAGUUCAGAAGCAUUUGUUCAAAUAAAAACGUCAUGAUCAUGUACACUUCUUGUACACUGAUGGUUUCUCCCUGAUCUGGGAUGAGAGAGACCUCUACUGGCCAUAUAAAGGAAACACUUGAU